This is a messenger RNA of Mizuhopecten yessoensis (Yesso scallop), 2415 nucleotides long. Its product is annotated as vasorin-like. NCBI's taxonomy places the organism in Eukaryota, Metazoa, Mollusca, Bivalvia, Pectinida, Pectinidae. The coding region runs from base 135 to 1205 and encodes 356 amino acids. The transcript has 2 exons. The record is from RefSeq and is a predicted model, not a curated record.
GAAUCUGAGUACGAUGUAUUGUCAAUGUUAUAAUACAACGGCGCAGUACAAUGUCCGAACUACCAUCGUCACACACUAGGAACAGGCUCAGUCGCCUCGAAAAUCUACGACGGUAAGAUAACUUCUCAGAAGACAUGAUGUCAUCCCGGGGUUGGACGGGAUUACUGUGGUGGCUGUUGAUGUGUUACUAUUGUGAUGCACGGACGGACACGUGUAUCAUUGGGUGUGAGUGUGUUGGCACUACCAUAGAGUGCCAGAGUCUCGACCGGGAAUCAUUCCCGGCAAACCUCGACCCGGACACGGAAAUCCUACGCAUACGGGAAUCCAAGAUAUCGUAUAUUCAGCGAAAUGCUUUGGCCAAAAUGCCUCAUCUCCGAGUUCUGGAGAUAUCUUCGACAGACAUAAUUUACAUACAGACCUGUGCAUUUUCUGGAAUUUCAAACUUCACCUCUAUAAAGUUUUCGAAGAACAAUAUAACAAGUAUUGUUCAGAACGCUUUCGCUUUGGUUGCAGAUGUAGAGGAACUAGUGUUUGAGAACUCUAAGAUAGACACAAUUUCCACACAAGCCUUCACAAAAAUCAGAGAUGUAGGGACAUUCCGUCUCCGUAAUCUUACAGUCAACAAGCUUGAACGCGAAGCCAUAGAUGACGUCAGCGGCGUAUUGAAUUUACAUGUCGAUUUGAACAAGUUCGCUUACGUCGGACAAUCACCACUGAACAAGUUGGUGAACGUUACAUUGAACGUGAGCCAGAACAUCUUUCCAAGUCACUGUGGUGUAGGUGACAUUUACACAAACGUAGAUCGUGAGACAAACGUCAUCCUUUUCUUCCGGUUCAACGUCAUCAACUUGUGUGCGUGUAACAUGAGCCUACUUCGCUGGCAAACGUCGGCGGCAGUCACUCUGGACGAAAAUACAUGUUCGGGGCCACCGGAAAUAGCGGGGUCAUUUCUAAAUGAUCUAGCGGAUACCCCGUUUUGUCAAGUUGUAGGGGCCAACCGCACGACCCCGUUGUGGUGUCCAGUGACACGUCAGAUGCGCGUGCUUCAUAAUUGCCAUGCAUUCGGAUCCCCUCUGAUUCCACAGGAGGAGGUCAAGGACCCCAGAAUUGCAGAAGAUCGAGAUAGCAACAACGGGGUCGCAAACAUCGAGAGCAAUGUCUACUUAGUUUCAGUUGUACUUAGUUUCCUUUUCUAUCUGUACUGAUGGAAGUGAUGAAAUUAAUGUGUAUACCAAAAGGCAAAGAAUUAUGUACAUGUGUAUAAAAAAAUAUUCUAGCAUCACAGAAGCCGUCAUACAUAACUACUUAAUAUUUGGAGGCAUCAGAGUUGCUUUAUUAGAAGAACGAAAUUAAAUUAACUGCCCCCUGAUUGUGAUGGAAAUUUUCAUUUAUUUGGUGGUCCAUUUUUGUUUUGAUUGUAGAAGCAAUAACAAAUUUAGCAAUUUCUUCUUAUACUCAGAAUGUCAUGUUGUGUUUCCGUAGUUUAAAUAUGAAUUAAUUGCGCAAAGUAAUGUGUUGGGGUCUAUAUUUUAAUAGAUAAUCAUGUUUACAAAUAUAAAACAUGUAUUGAUAGAUACCUUAGGAGUGUCUCGAUACGGGUUGUUUAUUAGCUGCUGAGAAUGGCAUCAAUGGCGCCCAUAUGUAUGCUUGUUAUCGAUUGGUCAGGUAGCUCUAGGGAUGUGCGUCAUAUUCAGCAGUCAAUUAUUUUAAACAUCAAGAAGCCCCGAUGGCUAUAGCUUUUAAUAUACGUCCACUACUUACAAUCUUUGUGGGGUUUUUAAUCCCACUUAAGAAAGAUACGCCGGCGGUGUUUUUGGUAUUGUAUUUUUGUGUUGGCCUUCAUCGCGAUUCCACUUAGGCUAUCUGAUUAUACAGUUAUUGUUCUUAUGUAGGGAAAUACGAUUCCGUUUCUACAAGCUUAAUCGUGUUUCAAGAGUGCGAACCGUGAAACAUCCUUAACUUCGGUGAAACAAAUAUUAGUGUUUCACUACAGUAAGGGCAAUUAAUAUUUUAUUUUGCCGAAAAAAUAAUAAAACCAUGAAAAAAAAAGUGGAGAUUACCAGGUCGUCAACCAGGUAAUCUCCACUUUUUUUGUUGUUGUUGUCAACUGCUUCCGUCGUUCGGAAAUAUGUGUUCGUGGUUUCCGUCGAUGUUUGCUAGAGAGGCUCAGAACAAUGGAAAUAUGAUCGGGGAAAGUUGAGCGCGUGAGAGCGACAUGAUGUUUUAUUAUCCCGUUUUAUAACCAGUAUCAUCCAGCCAGAGACGCUGUUAUCCAGAUGAGGUAUGCAUGUAUAUAAUAAUAUACUAUGUUGCUCUGUAGUUACUCCAAUGUUUAUAAGAUAUAUCUAUUCAUAUGCUUGAAUGUCAUAAGAAUAUGAUUGUGGCCUUACUUGAAUAAAACUCAAAAUGUUACCA